Messenger RNA from Zophobas morio, 1216 nucleotides. It is a transcript of the gene Mpc1, whose product is annotated as mitochondrial pyruvate carrier 1. The coding region runs from base 549 to 890 and encodes 113 amino acids. NCBI's taxonomy places the organism in Eukaryota, Metazoa, Arthropoda, Insecta, Coleoptera, Tenebrionidae. Gene Ontology annotation, biological process: pyruvate import into mitochondria. Gene Ontology annotation, cellular component: mitochondrial inner membrane. The transcript is spliced from 3 exons. The record is from RefSeq and is a predicted model, not a curated record.
AACUGUUUUGGCGCGUAACAAAACGGAUUAAUUACAGGUUCCUGUAACUCCCGAAGGGGGUGACAUCUUUUGAUAUUUUCCCUUUUGACAAGUCGGACCAUUGUAACCAAUUGGAGAGACUUUAAUAGUGAAUCAACGAAGACGACGCUAUAUUUUUAUUCCGAGAACGCACUUCUAUGGUAACGUGUUCUAGCGUAGCCAAUAUAAGGACUUAAAUAUUCCAAGAUAGUUUAAAACAGACAAUAAUAACAAGUUAAAAUCUAUGGUUAAAAUGUCUCCUUAAAAGCCUUUCAAAAGCCAAAUUUGUAUGCCUUUUAAAAACUAAUGUUUAAAAAAAAUAAUUUUUCUUCUGCGAGUGUUCCAUUUGUUAAUUGAACAAAAGUAGAAAAUACUGAUUGACAGCUGUACCAUUUGAGAUAACACAACCUAACCAUAACCUUGAUACCUGUCACAUUUUGACCAGUCUUCCUUGAAGUGCCUGUGUAGGUCAUUUAAACAAACAUUAAUAAAUUACCCUUUUAAAGCGUACAAUUUAAAUUCUGAAGAAGAUGGCAGCUUUAGCUAGAAAACUUGUUGAUCAGUUAAAAAGCAAGGAAUUCCGCGAAUAUUUGAUGAGCACGCACUUCUGGGGGCCCGUAGCAAACUGGGGUAUACCCAUAGCAGCCAUAAGUGAUAUAGGAAAAGAACCGAAAUAUAUUAGUGGAAAAAUGACAAUAGCUUUGUGCCUUUAUUCAGCCAUGUUUAUGAGGUUUGCGUGGAAGGUUAAACCACAAAACAUGCUGUUAUUUGCGUGUCACAUUACUAAUGAAACUGCUCAACUGAUUCAAUUAACUCGAUUUAUAAAUUAUAAUUAUCUUUCAGAACCUGAAAGCAAACAAGAUAAAAAAUAACAUUUGAAUUUUAUUAAUUCCAGUAAUAGCUAUUUUAAAUUUAUAAUUCGUGUAAUGAAUAUAAAUUAUAUGUUCCAAUCAGUGUUGCUCAGGUAGCAAAAUUUGUGAUUAGAUAAUGGAAUUACAGUAGCUUUAUAGGACAUUAUUAAAAUGUUGAUAUUGCACUGCCUGUUGCUCAAUUUUAUCUGUCUUUGUAAAUAUAAGAUUUCGAGAUUUAUCAAUGUUGAUUUAUGACUAAUGUAAAAAAAUGAUUGUAUUUUUAAUAGAAAAAUAGAAUGAUCUUUGUAUAUUUUUAGAAAUAAAAUACGUUUCUGUUACUUUUUUAA